ACAGAUGGCGAUGAGAAGAUUUGUUCGAGCAAAUUUGUGUCGGUGUAAAAUCGUGAGCUAUUGAAAAAUUCAAGAUAUUUGAUAAAUAUCUAAAAUAGAGUGAAAUUAUCAACGCUUAUUCCUUAAGAAAAUUCUUUCUGUGAAAUAAAUGAGUGAAUAUAAUCAAUAUUCUAUAUAGAAUCACAUCCGAGAUGGAGCGAUGUCGCCAAGUGAAAAAUUAGUGGGCAAAUAAAAAUAUAUAGCAGAAAUAAAUCAAUACAAAUUAUAUAAAAUUUGAAAUUUUAUUGCAAAUAAAGUACAGAUGUGUUAAAAAAGGGAGGAGUUAAUUUUUUUACAUAAAACCGGUAAAAGUGAAUUCGUUGAGUUUUUCACUCGGUGAAAAAAAUAUUUGGCAGAAUUAACGAGCGCCGCCCUCAAGUAGUGUACCAAGUACCGGCCGCCUGAUAUUUGAAGCGAUUACUUUGGUUUUACACUUCGACUUUUUAGUGGAACAAUUGCUACAAAAAUAUACAUAAAUAAUUGGAAUAACGACAAUCAUUUUGGCAUAUCGGCAUGUUGCAGUAGCAUUAAAAGUUGGAACUGUGCGAAAUUGCUUUUCCAUAAAAUCUGAAAAUUGUCUCCGCAAUGAAUGAACUCAAUUGGCAACAUGUCAGACUUACCGAGGGCAGCAUUGAAAUUAUUUUCACUUACACUCAGGAGCUGAAUUGCCGCCGCUGUGAAUAGCAUCAGAACCUAGUGAGAACUUGAAAGACGUCGCCUCCUCCGCGCUUAGAGGAGCACUGGAAUGUUGGAAUAUCCCCAACGAUUUGCACGCAAUAUCCCCGAUUCCUCAACGGCGAGUAACGUUCCGAUAACACAACAACAACAUCAGCAUCAAUUACAUCAUCCUAAUCAUAAUCAUCAACAACCACAUCAACACUUACAGCAACAACAACAACCGCACAUACUGAUCGGUAAUAUUAGUGGUGGUGGCUUAGUUGGUGCCCACUACCACCAGCAGUAUCCGCCGCAGCCUUAUCCAGCAACACCAGGGUCACCGGCACAUCAGCAUCGGCACAUUCCACAUACAGCAGCCAUAGCCGUGGCAACCGCCUAUCAACAACGUUCGCAAUCCCAACAGCAGCAACAACACCAGCGCACCCUGUCGACCGCAUCUAGUUGUAGUGCACAGCACAAGAGCGUGACCUUCGGUCAAGUAACAGCAGCGUCCAAUAUCGCCGGGUACACAGGCGAUUGCAGCGGAGGCAGCAGCAGCGGUAAUUCUAGUUGCGGGCAACAAUCAAUGGCGGGCAACAUGAAACACGGCAAAUCACAAGAAGACGUUUGCUACGUUGUAGCCAAAUACGAUUAUGCGGCGCAAGGAGCGCAAGAAUUAGAUUUGCGAAAAAAUGAACGAUACUUACUGCUAGACGACUCAAAACAUUGGUGGCGUGUGCAAAAUAAUCGUAAUCAGUCAGGUUAUGUGCCUAGCAAUUAUGUGAAGAAGGAGAAACCGUCGUUAUUCGAUAGCAUUAAGAAAAAAGUGAAAAAAGGCUCUGGCUCGAAAACUUUACCAAAUUGUUCACCCUCAAGACAAAUUGAAAGCCCAACAAUGUCACGACGUUUGCCACCAGAUCCUGCCGAAGCUAUUGGCACUGCAAUUGUUAAAUACAAUUACCAAGCCCAGCAGCCAGAUGAAUUGUCAUUGAGCAAAGGGACACGCAUACUCAUACUUGAAAAGUCUAAUGAUGGCUGGUGGCGCGGUCAGAGUGGUAACGCCGUCGGCUGGUUUCCAAGUAAUUACACAACUGAGGAUUGUGAUAAUGAUGGUGAAAUACACACAUAUGCCAUGGCUGAGAAUGUACUCGACAUUGUGGUUGCGCUCUAUAGCUUCUCAUCAAAUAAUGACCAAGAACUCUCAUUCGAGAAGGGCGAUCGGCUCGAAAUAGUUGAUCGACCAGCUUCUGAUCCGGAUUGGUAUAAAGCAAGAAAUAAUCAAGGACAAGUCGGUUUAGUUCCACGCAACUAUCUACAAGAGUUAAAUGAUUAUCUGGCUACACCGUUCCGCAACAAUAGCGGAGGCAAUGGCAAUGGUGGUGGAGGCGGUAGCAGUGGUGGUGACUCAAUCGAUCGACGUAAUGAUGGCAUGUCUACGCAAUCGUCACCCCCUAUGGCACCUAUGGAACGGCCAAAUUUAGCUGGGAAAUCCUGGUACUAUGGCGCUAUUACGCGUAGCCAAUGUGACACCGUGUUGAAUCAGCAUGGACAUGAUGGGGAUUUUCUUAUACGAGAUAGUGAGACUAAUAUGGGCGAUUAUUCGGUUUCUCUCAAAGCGCCUGGCCGUAAUAAACACUUCCGCGUACACGUUGAAAAUAAUAUGUACUGUAUUGGCCAACGUAAAUUCCAUACACUAGAUCAAUUAGUAGAUCAUUACCAAAGAGCACCGAUCUAUACGAAUAAGCAAGGUGAAAAAUUGUAUUUGGUGCGAUCGUUACCAAAAGCCAAUGGCACGUAAGCAAUCCACAAUCGCGGCAGCAGCGUGGAAUAGUACUCGCUAUGCUUUCUCAUUUCAUACAGACACCUACAUUAUUCAUUGAUACUGAUUUCUAUACGGUUGCUGCUGUUGCUAAUCCUGCUGCUACUGCUGGCGGUAUGACAAACAAAUUUAGAUAUUAUAUAAUUUUACUUAUUUACAUAUAUGUAAUUCAUAUUACGAUAUUACUAAUAAUGAUUAAUGUGUAAAUGGAAGGCUAUUGUAAGCGAUGAAAUGAGAUAAGAAAACGUAAAACAAGCGUGGUAACAAUUAGAAACUCAACACAGAUUAAUAUCGUCAAAUUAUCACAAUUUAGUGCGAAAUACAUGCUAUUUUAAACGAUAAACAGCAAAGCGACUACCAAAAACGAUAAAUUAAAUUUAUAUGUAUGGCAAAAACUCAUAAAUCACUUAAUGGAUAAAUACAAAGAAUCAUAUAUAAUUAAAGCGCGUAAUAAAUAAAAUAUCACUUGCAUAGUACCGUACUAUAUAUUUAUUAUUUAUUUUUUUUAUCACGAUCAUAGUUAUUUUAUUAUACUAUUUGUUCUUCUUGCGUCCGUAAAAGGAAGUUUCGAAGAAGACAAGCACGGAAAAAAGCGGGUUAAUUCGAUUUAAGUUGCUAACAAUUUUCAAGUUGCCAGCAUUUUACGACAGUGUUUGUAAAAACGUUCAAUUUGCGCUCCGUAAUGUAAAGCAAGCACACUGAAAUUUCAUUGCUUAUUACAUACGUAUGUAUAGAUAUUUAUAUAAUAUAAAGAAAGGGCGAUUUUUUAAGCUUGACAUAUGUUUUCUUUACGUUACACAUAUUGGCAAAAUCUUUAAAGACGGGACGAAGAUGCUUGGCGUAUACUAAAUUAUUUUGAUUGCGGCGCUAAAUUUCGAGCGAGUUUAUGCACAAGUAGUGAAAUAGAAGUUAAAGAGUGGUUUUGCACCACAGCGAUAUUGUUAAACUUCCUCAAUUUCUGAAAAUUAUUUAUAUAAUACUUAUUCAUAUCCACUAUACACUGUUAUAUAAUUGAAGCUAAAAUACUCAAACACCGUAAUUAUUUAGAAAAUUACUUAAAAUUAAACUUUGAAGCUUUCUAAAAUCUGAGCUAAUUUCAAAAAGAGCAAUUUAGAAAAAAUAAUUUUAGAAUCGGUUUGCUUUAAUUUUUAUAACCGGAACGAAAGCCGCAAAAUUUGUAUUGUCACUGUUUGCCAGAAAAAUGUAAUUUAAUAGGUUACAUUUUUUUCUGUCCAUUCUUCUCUAGGAAAUAUUACUUAAAAGGCUCAUUAGACAUAUUAAUGAAUUCGACGUUUAAACCAAUGAAUGACGAUUAAUAAAAUCGGUACCAUGUGAAUUAAAAUUCAGUUUUAUUGCAACUCUUUUAUGACAGGCAUUCGUUUUUUGAGUGGCCCUUGACUUCAUAUUAUUAUUUUGAAUUUAUUUCUAUGACUCGUACUGAAUAUGCUAUGCAAACGUAAGCAAUUUGUUGUUAUUAUUUUAUUUUCUAAAAUUGAAAUACAAAUUUUUUUGGCGAGGAAACAUAGUCAGAUUAGUGUGGCGUUUCGUCUGCUAGACGCUGUCUAUAAAGCUUGUAGUAAAUUUCAAAUAGAUCAUCCAAUUUUUAAAAUAUAAUAAGUUUGUUUGUAAAUUAGUGAAAUGUGUUAAGGGCACAUAUUUUUCUCAAUUUUGAAGUUCUACCAAAAAAUAUCUUCGUCGAGUAAAAAUUUAAAAAAGAAGAAAAUAUCACUUCCACUAUCCAAACGUUAAUAAUUUUCGUAACAAUGCUGAACGCUUUACGUAGCUUUUAGUAGAAAACGUUGAAAUUUUAAUAAACAUUCGAAUUGUUUUUUGAUACGCCCUUCUGAUAGCUUUUUAUUAAAAGUGAAAAUGAAACGAAACAGGAUAUUGAACAAGCUUUUACCCCGAUUUUCACUUAAAAUGAAUGUAUCUACUUACAUAUAUCCAAAAUAAAAUGAAGUAGCCGUAAAAUAUUGUAUGAUAAAUGCUUUUAAGUAAAGGUCUGGAAUGGAACCCUAAACAAAGUCACAAAUAUUACGAGUAUUACCACAUACCAUAAUUAUAAAAGGCAAAACCAUGCAUCACUUGAAAAUACGUAUAAGAAUAUAUUUGCAAAGAACAAGUGUAAAAAAAAGUGCUUGAUAACCCGAAAUAAUUUCAGCUAAUACACGAAAAACUAGCAACCAGCUGGUGGGCGAAAAUAAACCAGCAACAAGUUUGCGAGUACGCCCAAUCCAAAUUAUAAAAUAAAAUUAGCUGUAUGUAUGUAAGUGUAAUAUCAUCACCUCUAACUGUGUGGUGAAAAACCACGCGGCGCCCUACAAACUACUUACAACACACAAAUCAUUGUUCUAUUAUGGAUUUCCGAGGCGGAUACAUUGGCGAUAUCAACUGUUUGUCCUGCCAUAUACAAAUCCUGAAUACUCAAACACUGCUCUUUUCUUCUUCAUAUAGACAUGGAAAUGCGUAAGUGUACUGGUGUGUUAUAAAAAUUAAAUUAAAAAUUAAAAAUAAAAACAAGUAUAUAUACAUAAAUAUACUAAUAUAUACUAUACUAUGCGUAAAUUCAUGAAUGAAUCUUCAUUACUACUUACAAAUUUAUUCCAAAACAUGGAUUAGUGAUGAUUACAAAUAUUUAUACUAUAAAUAUAAAAGGCUAAUUAAAGUAUUUUAAAUAAACCAGAAAAAAGAAUGGUAAAAAAUAAUGAAUAUGUAUUUGUGCUAUACCAGUAUGUGUAAAUGGUAUUCGUGGUCUCAUGCAACCAUCUGCUCGGCUCUGUAGUCUACUAUUUAGCACUAAGCAAUGGAGCGCCCAAAUCGGUUCAACCAUUUAACGGUAAACACUCUUGAACCAGCCCAGCUGCUUCCUUUUAUUAUUAAAUGUAAUAAAUUAUAUUAUAAAUACAUAUAAAAAUACAAUAUAAGUAAUAUGAAGCAAAUAAUAUUCUAAAAGCCCCACAUGCAAAUAAAAAUACUUAGUUUAAUUCUUAAUAAUUUGAAUUUAUAAUAUUAUACAAAUUGAUCAUAAGCCACAGAAAUGAAUGCUGACGAAGAGUCGAGAAGAGUCGGCGGUAGAUACGCCAAGGAAGGAGUAUAAGUUUCAGUAAUAAUAUGAAUAUUUAGAAGAACGAAUUUUAUUUUAGCAUAUUAUUUAAUAUUACUUUGAGUUGUGUUGUUUUAUAACUGUGUUCCCAACAGCGUACAUACAUAGUCAUUAUUUGUUAUAAAAUACACAUAAACAUAAAAUAUUUUAAUUAAUUUGUAUUAAAAUUAAGUUUUUCUAAUUAAAAUUACAAAAUGUACAGUGUUUUUUAUUUGGUUCAUUUCAUUUCUUCCUGCUCUCAUGUGAAUAAUUAGUUUUAUAUGUAAACCAAUGUCACUAUUGCUGCAUUGGCGCAAACAGCCAAGCCAGCAUUUGCUACCGUUUCUUGAGUGUAUCUACUUUAUAAAUAUCAGCCAAGUGGGGAACGUCUUUUCCACAUGCACUUAAGAGCCUAUUGAAGCCCACAUGAACGUUCACAUGCACAUAGGUAUGUCCACAUAUAUACAUAUGCACUUUGCAUAGGAGCCUGAACAGCGCAGGCUUUGAGUCACACACAAUAUAGCAUAGCCACCACAUAUAAGUAGCAGUAAACAAUGUUGCGAUUGGCAUUGAAUCAACACAAAAAUUUCUCCACUCGCUUUUUGCUGUACAUGAAUAACUUGCAUAUCCAUGCUUAGCUUUUGCUUUCUCAUACAAACAUUUUUUAACCUUUUUAUGUAAGUAUUGUAAAAAAGUUUAUUAUUUGUACUAAAGAAAUGAGUAAACGAAUGUGAAAUAAAAAUUAUAUAAAUGAAGAAAAAAGAAAAUAAAAAAAUAUCAAAUUAAAUGACACAGUAAUUUGGAUUAGAACCAUGUGUAGCUGUAUCUUUUUUCUACUUAUUUAAAUGCGAAAUUUUUUUACUAAGUAUAAAAAUAAAAAAACGUGAAACUAAUAAAUCAUGUUUAGAUAAAAUGAGUGCAAGAAGCAUAAAAGAGUAAACGGUGAGAAGCGUGAAAAUGCUACUAAGAUAUUAAAAGUGAAAAUAAAUGAAUGAACAAACUGGAACUUAAACUGAAACGGAAAUAUGAAUAAUAAAAACGCAAAUACAUAUGCAAAUCAUUUCAAUA
This is a messenger RNA of Anastrepha obliqua, 6665 nucleotides long. It is a transcript of the gene dock, whose product is annotated as cytoplasmic protein NCK1. The transcript has 6 exons. Gene Ontology annotation, molecular function: protein binding. NCBI's taxonomy places the organism in Eukaryota, Metazoa, Arthropoda, Insecta, Diptera, Tephritidae. Bases 785 to 2494 code for a protein of 569 amino acids. The record is from RefSeq and is a predicted model, not a curated record.